CUACAUAGUACUCCUCUAAAGGAGAUACAAAAACCCAUACUGAAGAACAGUUACAAUCUAUCACCCAUAGAUUAUAAAUCUCAAUACUCUAAAAGUAAGCUGCCUAAGAACGCUAAAAACACCAAGCACAAAGAGCGCCUGCUUCUUCAUGGCAAGCAAAGAAUUAACAAGAACAUCAUGGCACCUCCAGAGAACGUGAAAUUUCCGAGUCUGACGGAGGACCUCGUCCUCUCGCGUGCUAAGUGCGCACAUUUGGACCAAGUCCGGAAUCUAAACCUUUGGGGCAACGAUCUCGUGGACAUCAGCUUAUUGGAACGAUUGCGUACUUGUUCUAUAAUGUCAAUGUCAUCAAUCACAAUGCUGGACAUGGAUCACCGUAUGUUGAACGAUGCCGCAAUUUACAUCAAUACUAGGCUGGCGGCUUUCUCCUAAAGCGUUUUACUUUUGCGCUGUCACUUCGCAUCUUUUCACAACCCGUCCACUUUCAGCCAAUCUGGAAGUGUGUUCCCUUAGCGUGAAUCGGAUCCAGAGCUUAAGACAUUUUGCUGCCUGUAAGAAUCUGCGAGAACUGUACCUGAGGAAAAACGAUAUUCGGGAUUUGCAAGAGAUUCGGCAUUUAGAUUAUGAGAAACCAUUAUGAUUAUUCCGAAUGCAGUCAACUAGUGGUUGUCUGCAUUCUAUCACGCUCCACGAUUGUACUAAAUGUUUUUAAGAAAGUACUAGCACAUUUCCAGGAUCUUUCUACUGAAUACUACACACCCUCCUGACCUCCUAUUAUAAAUCUUUCUAACUAGCACAGCUCCAGGAACUGAAAGUCUUGUGGCUAGCGGACAAUCCCAUCGCGGAUGUCGAAAAUUACAAAUCCUACGUGCGGCAACGAUUACCGCAACUACAACGCUUGGAUUCUACCUUAUAUCAGGGUGGUCUCGAGUCUCCAAGUCCAACUGUCACCAGAGCAGCCGCGGCUGCGUUAUGGCUUUUUUACAAUAGCUUUGUUGUCUUUGUAACCUAUUUUUUCUCUUUCCAUAGUGGAGCAAAAGGUUUUACUGGGACUCACUGUCACCUCCUGCUCUAAUUCCCAGCGGCAGUGGCUCAGCAACUGGUGAUAUGAGUGCGAGACGGGGCCCGAGUCGACGAUCCUCCCUGUCAAGGGGUAUCGAACAAAGUGGGAGUGUGAAAAAACCAAGUGCGCGUGAAAUCCACGAAGCAUUGUGGAAAAACGAAAAUCCACAUAUGGCGUACUCUUAUGUUGUAUUUUACAACUUAUGCGUCUACGCGAACCUAAGUCGUCCCUGCUGGCGCGGCCUGGCCGCGAGCAAGUGGACCCUCAACCUUGAACCUUGAUUGGGCGUAGACGUAGUCAAAGGUAUGAGCUCAAAGUACCGUCAUUGUUCUAGGACGUCAUUGAUCUUCUAGGAUCAUGAUACUUAAGUGUUGUUCAUCCCAACCCUUCUUAGGACUUUGGAUUCUCGGGAUAUGCGAAACGUGAGACAACUACGCAACAGUGUACCAGACCAUGAAUUGUUAAGGCUACCGCUGAAGCAUCCUCCUCAGCGCCAUCCUUGGCCUCCUUUUUAAGCAUGGGCUCAGGGGUGCGAGGCGGUAGCUCUAAAAUUGGUGUUGCAUCCGAAUCAUGAACGCAGAAGGCAGGAAAUGCAGGAGGUAGCAACCAGCACUUCUCCUGAGUUCAGUCCUGGGAGGAGGAAUAAAAAUUUGUCAUCUUCUACCGGAGGUGUUGUUGUGUCACCAACAAAAAGCGGUGGUGUCAGGGGUGGUUGUGAGAAGAACGAAGAACCAAUAGUGAAUUAUGUAGUCGGGGGAUCAUCAUCUUCUACUAGUUCAGGAGUAGCUGCUUCUGCCGCAUCAGCUGCGUCAAUCAAACCACAAGACCACCACCCAAAGAAUGCACCUAGUGGUACCAAUGGGAAUCAUCCUGCUAAGGAACUCCAUCAAGUUCAUCAAGGUCAACAUGCAUCUCCUCCGAAGCAAGAUUAUAAUGCCAAAGCGUACACUUCUGCGGAUCAGGCUGCUAGUAUGGAGAACGAUGGUUACGCUGAGCAGCACUAUCCUAGUAACAAUGGAGUAAAUGGACACCCUCAUGGAGUUGCAAAUUACGACGCUUUUGUGACGCCCACAGAUAAUUCCGUUCCACCUAUGGAUCCCCCGUCACAAAAGCCUGUCUGGUCAAAAGUCGUUGCUACGUCACCAGAAAAUGACGGGGUACCACUACGUGUUUCUGAGUUAUACCACCCUGUUAUUCGAGUACAUGAUCACCUACUUGAUGUUUGUCACCCCAUCCAAAAAUAUGCUACAUUUGAGAUAUAGAUGACUUCGCCCCAAAUUGCGCAACUGUGUAAGCGAUCGAUCUGCUAAACCUGUCCCUGAGUAAGAUGGUGAUGAUGAGCACCAAGACCCUGAAACCUUUGAGCAGGAAGAUCAUCAGGAUAAGGCUCAAGAUCGCGAUAAGGCUCCAAGAUCCCAGGCAAAUGAUUCCCAUGAAGCCGAUGACACCAAUAAAAUCGCCGACGCAGCUCCCCCCUAAGUAAGUUCAUACAGAUCACGCACCAGCUGACUUGUAUCGCCCCAAUUUGAGCUAGAGACGACUUCGCCCCAAAUUGGGCAACUGUUUCUCCGAUAGUCCCUUCACAGCGUCUAUAUCCUACCAACAACAUCACUACCAGCACCACGGCGGCGCUACCGAAGCAGAGCAGCGUCGGAGCGACAACAUACUAUGCGCGAUUAUGGCCCUCCUUCACGAAGUCGAUGUGGAUGGCCUUCGCAUGGUCAUGGGCACCUGUGAGGGACUGUUGGAACAAAAAGGUUGAGAUCUUUUUGUGCGAGGUAUUUUAAUUUUGUGUCCUCAUCUUCAUAGACGUAAGUCUUCUGCUAGGAAGGUGGUUGUAUAUUUACAGAAGUACACUUUCGCUUUUUGUUGCAUUCUUGUAGAAAUCACACAAUGCGUGCGCAUUAUUUCUGUUGUUUUGUCUUCAUUCGUGUAAAUUACCAAGUCCGGGUCAAGUGGGUGUCAAGUUCAUCGCUGUCAUAGAUAUUUGAGUACUGUCAGUAGAUGAAGUCUUGGUGACGCAAAGUGCUCUGAUCUAAUAGGGGAGUAAUUCAUCGAUCCGGUCGUGUGUGUGCUAUCAAUCUUCAUUGGACACAACUCCAAAUGUACUCUACGCUGAAUAUCUCCUCAGAAUGAGAUUAUGAUGACAUUCAUGUGCUGCUGUUAUUAUUCGCUUUUUCGAUUUCACAUAAAAAUGAACCGAAUGGACUCCCCUGUGGGGUAACGAGACAUCUCAACACCGG
Messenger RNA from Amoebophrya sp. A25, 3306 nucleotides. Lineage: Eukaryota; Dinophyceae; Syndiniales; Amoebophryaceae. The record is from the annotation of a GenBank genome assembly.